Pogonomyrmex barbatus (red harvester ant) is the source of this 1472-nucleotide messenger RNA. Its product is annotated as deoxynucleoside kinase-like. Gene Ontology annotation, cellular component: cytoplasm; mitochondrion. Gene Ontology annotation, molecular function: deoxynucleoside kinase activity. Lineage: Eukaryota; Metazoa; Arthropoda; Insecta; Hymenoptera; Formicidae. The record is from RefSeq and is a predicted model, not a curated record.
GGCGAGCUGGUUCUCCCUUCCGUGACAUACAAAUAUGGCGACGUGCACCUUCGGCGGGAAACACGCUACUCAGAUAACAUGUCUGUGUAUUGUACUGUGCACGGCAGUUCGUCAUCGUCGAUCAACUUGUGUGGCCAGGACGGGCAUUUCACGAGGAGUUUUAGUGUCACAUGAAGAAUAUAACGAAGGAUAUAAGAAACGACAUAAAGCAAGAAGCAGCUACGUCGACAUCAUGGAAAUGAUAUCGACAAGGAAACUCUACAACAAUCCAUUUACGAUCUCCAUAGAAGGAAAUAUCGGAAGUGGUAAAACAACAUUUCUGAAUCACUUUCAGAAUUUUAAUGCCACAAUCUUGCAAGAACCGGUGGACUUAUGGAGAAAUGUAGCUGGAGUAAAUUUAUUAGAUCUUUUUUACAAGGAUCCUGUAAAUUACGCCUUUCUAUUUCAAUCGUACGUUCAUUUGACUAGACUGCAGUUACAUACUAUGAGUAUACCAUCGCCCUAUAAAGUUAUGGAAAGAUCUAUAUUUAGUGCAAAAUGUUUUUUGGAAAAUAUGAAACGUACUCAUAUGAUAAAGGAUGUGGAAACGAUAGUUUUAGAAAAGUGGUAUGAUUGGUGUUUAGAAAACACAAAAAUAAGAUCAGAUUUGAUAAUAUAUCUAAGGACAACGCCUGAAAUUGUAUUUCAAAGAAUGCAAGCACGUGCGCGUAAAGAAGAGGACUCUGUGCCAUUAGAAUAUCUGAAACAAAUACACGAAAUCCACGAGGAUUGGCUGUAUAGACAAACUUUAUUUUCAUUACCAGCACCAGUUAUGAUUAUAGACGGCGACAAAAGUCUCGAGGAGAUGGUGCCGCAAUUCGAAAAAUGUAAAGACCGAAUACUUAACGGACAAACUGAUGGCACAAAUAGAAUAAUUAUAGAUACUAAAGUAUAACAUAGGCCGAUAUUUGAAUAUUAUAUUCAAAAAUGACUUAAUUAUAGGUUUAAUAACUACCAUUCUCGACUUACCUUCAGAGACUGAAAUGAUGCUAUGUUCCGGGAAGGUAGGCUGAUUGUCGUUGACAUCGAUUACCCGCACGCUCAAUGCAGCCGUGCCGGUUAACUGCGGGUUUCCUUGAUCAGUCGCGAUGAUGGUCAGCCUGUACUUCUCGCGAAUCUCACGAUCUAGGACUAUGUUGGUUCGUACUAUUCCACUGUAUGGUGGACUUAUGGUGAAGGCAUUAUCUGGAUUACCAUCCACGAUAUGAUAUAAGAUUCUACUGUUUAAUCCUUGAUCAGCAUCACUUGCUGAAAGCUACGGCAGCAAACAUUGAAAUAUAAUAUUAUAUACAUUCAAACAUACAUAUAUUUUUUUAUAUCAUUAAAUAUCAAUAUCGUAAUUUGUAUCGUAGUUCAUAUUUUACCUUUAUUUUUAUAUCAAGAUUUAUUAAUAUAAGACAGACAAUAAAUAUUCGCACAUUUUAAUACUGUAA